AUGAAGAUAUUCAAUCCUACCACCGCCUUGCUCCUCGUUGUCGUUUGUAUCAUUUGGGUGGUCCACUCGCUGAUCUAUGGCAAGAGAAGGAAGCUCCCUCCUGGACCACCACGGCUACCUAUCAUCGGUAACCUACACCAGGCGCCAGCACUUUACCCAUGGAGAACGUACCAGACGUGGACCAAGCAGUAUGGACCAAUAUACCGUCUCCAAUACGGUCUCAACACCGUGAUCAUGCUGGGCACGUAUGAAGCCGCUCACGACCUCCUCGACAAGCGGAGCAACAUCUACAGCUCUCGACCUCACGUUGUCAUGGGUGGAGAUUGCGUGAGUAAGGGCUACAGGACAUUGCUCAUGCCAUACGGGCAAAAAUGGCGUAACCAUCAAAGACUCCAGGGCGCCUUUCUCAAUGUCCGCAUCUCACAGAGCUAUCGCCCCCUUCAGGAGCUCGAGAGUCUCCAACUCAUCCACGAGCUCCUCGACCCAGCAGCCGACUUCUCCGAUCGAUUCCACCGCUACUCGUCAAGCUUGAUCUUUGCGUUAGCAUACGGCAAGCGGAUGACUAGAGGUGACGAACCAGAAGUCGAAGGGAUCGAUCAGGUCAUGGAGAACUUUCUGUACGCCGCCAGGGUCGGGACGUGGCUCGUGGAUGCGCUACCGGCAUUAAACUGCCUUCCUUCCUUUCUGGCCCCCUGGAAGCGUUAUGCUGAUAGGUUACACGGUUUCGAAGCCAACCUUUUCAUAAAUAAUUUGAUCCAAGGGAAAGCGUCCACGCACUGGAACUGGUCGAAACAGGCUCAAGCGAUGAAGGAAGGCCAAGCCAUGUCGCAGAAGGAACUUGCCUACGAUGUCGGCAUUCUCUACGAGGCCGGGAGUGAUACGACAACCAUGGCCCUGGAAGUCUUCACACUGGCGAUGCUUCUGUACCCCGACGUCAUGAGAAAGGGGCAGGCCGAGCUUGACUCCGCCCUCGGAUCUUCCCACUUCCCAACAUUCGAAGACAAAGAUCGCCUGCCUUAUAUCGAUGCCAUCGUCAAAGAGACACUGCGGUGGCGCCCAGUCUCCGCCGGCGGUAUCCCCCACGCCGUGAUCCAGGACGAUGAGUACAUGGGAUACGAUAUCCCCGCCGGCGCGACGGUCAUAGGGAACCAUUGGGCGAUCCACCUGGACGAGAAUGUCUACCAGGACGCGUACACCUUCAAUCCUGACCGCUGGAUCGACGACCCAAGCCUGCCCCUGGCCGCCUUCGGAUUCGGACGCAGAGUGUGUACGGGCCAACACAUCGCGAAGAACAGCCUCUUCAUCAACGUCGCCCGGAUCCUGUGGACGUUCGACAUCGAGCAUGAGUACAAGGUGGUCGGGGGCCUGCGGCAGAAGUGCGAGGUCGACCCGUUCGCCUUCACUCAGGGUUUUAAUUCGAGGCCGGUCAAGUUUGAGGCGCGGUUUGUGCCAAGAGAAGGGAGAGCGAGUCAAGUCCGAGGAAUGUGGGAAAGAGCCGAGAAAGACUUGGCUGUGGUCAUAGAGAAAGUACGGGUUGAGACCUCGAAGGCGUGA
Fonsecaea erecta is the source of this 1554-nucleotide messenger RNA. RefSeq lists its product as hypothetical. NCBI's taxonomy places the organism in Eukaryota, Fungi, Ascomycota, Eurotiomycetes, Chaetothyriales, Herpotrichiellaceae. Gene Ontology annotation, molecular function: monooxygenase activity; oxidoreductase activity, acting on paired donors, with incorporation or reduction of molecular oxygen; heme binding. The record is from RefSeq and is a predicted model, not a curated record. Bases 1 to 1554 code for a protein of 517 amino acids. The transcript has a single exon.